Molecule: messenger RNA, 831 nt
Organism: Triticum turgidum subsp. durum (durum wheat)
Lineage: Eukaryota; Viridiplantae; Streptophyta; Magnoliopsida; Poales; Poaceae
Source: the annotation of a GenBank genome assembly
AUGGUAGGCUGGCGGGCGGCGGGCGCUCGCGCCGUUCUUCGCCGACUCGGCGCGGCAGCCACGGACAAGCAGGGUGGCCGUACGUUGGCGGUCAGCUAUAGCAGCAGCUGCCGCAGCAGUAGCGCGAAUUCUCCAUUUGGAUUGGGCCAGUGCACAAGUUUGUUGAGAGCACACACUUCUACCUCCCGGGGAAUUCCAACGAACUUCCAUCAGCUGCUCCACAAUGGAAUAUCGACCACCAGGAACCUUCUUGCUGCAGAUAAUUCUAUGGUUCCCAUUUCUUCUCCGUUGACAACUCCACUAGGGGAUGCAGAAGAGACCAACAAAAAGGGAGCAGUAGUUAAGCGACUGAAAGUCCAAGCCAUCAAGAAGGAUAUCAAGCAGAGCCCCAAGAAGGUGAAUCUGGUAGCCAAGCUGGUUCGAGGAAUGCGUGUUGAAGAUGCCCUUUUGCAGCUGCAAGUGACAGUUAAAAGGGCGGCGAAAACUCUGUACCAGGUGAUCCAUUCUGCCCGUGCAAACGCAGCUCACAAUCACGGAUUGGAUUCUGAUAAACUUAUUGUGGAGGAGGCUUUUGUGGGGAAAGGACUUUACCUUAAGAGGCUGUCUUACCAUGCCAAAGGGAGGUGUGGCGUCAGGGAGAGGCCUAGGUGCAGACUGACGGUGGUGGUUAGAGAAGCAACGGCCGAGGAAGAGGCAAAGAUCGCUAAACUGAGAGUUAGCAACUACAAAAAGCUAACCCGGAAGGAGAAGCAGCUCAUGCCGCACCGGCUUAUUGAGGUUAGCCCCAGGUGGGCUCGGAAAAGGAAGGAGGAGCCUGGUGCCGCAGUGUAG